Colletotrichum chrysophilum is the source of this 1200-nucleotide messenger RNA. RefSeq lists its product as uncharacterized. The coding region runs from base 1 to 1200 and encodes 399 amino acids. Gene Ontology annotation, molecular function: methyltransferase activity. The record is from RefSeq and is a predicted model, not a curated record. NCBI's taxonomy places the organism in Eukaryota, Fungi, Ascomycota, Sordariomycetes, Glomerellales, Glomerellaceae. The transcript has a single exon.
AUGGCCCAAGAACACCGGGAUCAGCCCGAGACCCAGCCCGAGUCCCACGGUGAGACUCAGCCUGACGGUCAAUUCGAGACCCAACCCGAAGCUCAGGCUGUUGCCUUCGGAGCGGGCUCCGACCACGACUUCAGGUUCGAGAUCCCGUACUACACCCAACCGGAACAUGACGACGAUGACGAUGGAGCUUCCACCGCAUCGCUGAAAGCCAGUAUCCUCGACUACCGCAGGGAAAAUGGACGCACCUACCACCGCUUCAGUGACGGUCACUACGUCCUCCCGAAUGACGACCUCGAGCAGGAACGCCUGGACAUUGCGAACCACAUGUGGACUGUCGUGUGGGAUGGGCAGCUCUGCUUGUGCCCCAAGAAGAACGGCGCCAAGAGAGUGCUUGACCUUGGAACUGGAACUGGCAUCUGGGCAUUGGACUACGCUGAUGAACACCCUACCGCCACGGUCAUCGGCGUAGAUCUGAGCCCUAUUCAGCCCGAGUAUGUUCCGCCCAAUUGCCAGUUUGAAAUUGACGACCUCGAAAAAGAGUGGGCGUGGCCUGAGAAAUUCGACUUUGUCUUUUCCCGCAACAUGAUCGGCUGCUUCAACGACUGGGAAUGGAUUGCCAAGCAGGCCUUUGAGAACUUGGAGCCUGGCGGAUACUUUGAAAUCCACGACAAUCUCUACCCGGUCGCAUGCGACGACGGAACCUUAACGGAAGACCACGCCCUGUACAAGUGGUCGUCUCUUCUGUGCGAGGCCAUUGCGCGGAUGGGCCGUUCCCUCACCAUCACGUCAGAGUUUGAGGGCAUCCUCCAGCGGGUUGGCUUCGAGAACGUGACGGUUACGAAGCAGAAGAUGCCAGCGUCGCCAUGGCCCGAAGAUCCGAGGUUACAGGAAAUCGGCAGCUGGGUGCAGGCUUCCUUGCUUCCCGGGAUCGAGGGUAUGGCGAUGGCGUUGCUGACCCGCGUGAUGGGUUGGAAGCCUGCCGAGGUCAUUAUUUUCGGUUCCCAAGUAAGGCAGGAUGUCAAAAAUCUGGGUGUUCAUGCGUAUUGGUAUGGGUAUUCAGUCUACGGGAGAAAGCCUGCGUCAAAGAAAGAGGUUCCAAAGGAGAUUUUAAGAGGAAAGCCGAAUGAGAGCCUGCAGGUGGACAGUCCAAAGAGGGAGAAUCUCAAGCGCAAGAGUCCUCAUCCUGAGAGUCCAAAAUGA